AUGUCAAAACGGAAAACUAAAGAUAUUAAUUGUAUAAGUCAAAGGACAUUUAGGCGUAGGAUAGCUAAUGACUUUAAUGCUGCUUUACAAGAUGAUGAUAAUAGUUUGAAUGAAGAUCUGGCUACACAUUUGCCGAAUAAUAGUAGUGAACCUAUAGUCCCUGAUAGUCAUCAAGAUCAUUUUAUUGAUAAAUUUGUUACCAAGGGCAGUAAUACUACUAUUAGUACCAGCUUUGCUGAAUACGUUGACGAUAAUAGUACUUUGGAUGAAAUUCAUAAUUUAAUAUCUGAUAAUUCACAAAAUUCCACAUUCACAGAUUCAUCUUUUCCAGAAUAUGAUAACAAUGAUGUACACAUAGAUUACUCUCACUGUGAAUCUGAAUCAUUUGACGAGAAACUGAAAACUUGGGCAGUAAAAUAUAAAAUAAAAUUAAAUGCUUUAGAUGGAUUACUAGUGAUUCUUAGAGAUGAAGAAUGUGAUAAAUUCCUUCCUAAAGACUCAAGAACAUUAUUAAAAACUCCCAGAACUUCUCUAAUUAAAAGUGUAGAACCUGGGCAUUAUUGUCAUUUUGGUUUACGAGUUGGCUUAAGAGAAGCAAUUCAAAAGGAUAUUAUGACAUUUUCUUUGUGCCAUAAUUCAAAUGUUGGACUCAAAAUAUCAACUGAUGGCUUGCCAUUAUCUGAUAGCAGUAACAGUCAAUUAUGGCCAAUUUUGGGCUGUUUAACUGGGAGCUCAUACAUAUUUGUAAUAGGUGUUUAUCAUGGUCUUACUAAACCAAACGAUUCAAAUAUUUUUUUUCAAGAUUUUGUGAAUGAAAUGAUAGAUAUUGUUAACAAUGGAUUUUUAUUUAAUGAUGUAUUGUAUAAAGUUUAUAUCCAUAGCAUUAUUUGUGAUGCUCCGGCAAAAUCUUUUCUUCUCAAAAUAAAGGGCCACACAGAAACUAAAAAUAAUAUUUUAAGAACUGAUGAGGCAUUCAUACGAUAUGAGUAUGAUGAAUUUCAUCAAGGACAAUCAAUUUUACUGAAUAUUCCAAAUUUUAAACAACCUAUUACUAGAGUAUGUUUGGAUUAUAUGCAUUUAAUAUGCAUCGGUGUUCUUAAGAAGAUAAUUAAAUUGUGGCUAGAAGGUAAAUCAAAUUGA
Molecule: messenger RNA, 1140 nt
Organism: Aphis gossypii (cotton aphid)
Lineage: Eukaryota; Metazoa; Arthropoda; Insecta; Hemiptera; Aphididae
Exons: 2
Coding region: 1-1140 (379 amino acids)
Source: RefSeq, a predicted model, not a curated record